Molecule: messenger RNA, 8400 nt
Organism: Caenorhabditis auriculariae
Lineage: Eukaryota; Metazoa; Nematoda; Chromadorea; Rhabditida; Rhabditidae
Source: the annotation of a GenBank genome assembly
AUGGAUAGGCGACCCAACUAUCAGCCAGGUUAGUAUUUGUAGACAAUUUCUUACUGCGUGACCAGAAGAUUUUUUUUCAACUUUCAGCGCUUAGGAUUUUUUGAAUAACACAGCGUUUACCUUGAUUUCGAAACGCACAAAAGUUAAAAUUUGCGACUUCCGAAAAAGUUCCAAUUCUCGACUUUUAACAAUACGGUGCUGCUACAGGCAAUCAUGGGAAACAAUCUAUGACUUCAUGACUGCCAAAUGAAACUGAAAAAAGGUCCUGGUUGACUUUGAACAGCUAUUUUGGAAUCCAUUUUUUUCGUCUGUGAAAAUUGUAGCGUUGGUCUCGACAGCCAUACAUCGGUUUUUAUUGUUGAAUGACGGCACAAAAAGGGGGUAUGCAAAAAAAAAAGUAAUUUUCAACUUAAUCAUGGCUUUAUUAUGUAAAUAAAGCGGCAGCUCUAAUUUUAGAUAGAAUAUUUAUGUUAAAAACCAUUUUAUUCAUAAGAAAUCAAAAAAAUGUUCACCUAAAGGACAUAGCUUUUUUCUUUAUCCCAUAUGUUCGAGAAACUGAUCACCUCAAGCUUAAAAUUCUACCUUGAGUUUUUCCGAAAAAUAAAAUAUUUCAUGAAAACUCUUGCUUUUCUAUAAAAUCUCUCACCGAGAAAAAAAGCAUACAGACAUUCAUUCUAGACACACAAAGUUAUGGCUGCCUAUCUUUGCACUGAUCAUUACUGUGGAAAUAUUAUUCAGCCUUCUUUAAUUGCAUCUUGAAACGAAAUAAUUUCUAAAAAAUUCUUUUUUUGCUAUGAUCAAUUCCGCGAAUUAAUGACAUGUGUGAAAGUGAGAAUAUUUGUUCUUUGAAAGAGUUGCUGUUGCAGAAGGGCUCGGCGACCCUCUCGAAGACGUCCAGUCCUUCAACAUCGUCCAAUUUCUUGCUGCUGACCAAGAGUGAGAUUUAUCUUAUAAAAAUCUCUCCUAAUCAAGAGACUGAUCGAAAGACAGGUCUAGACAGCUUUUUCAAAUGGAGUGAAGUUGUCAAUUCACCUCGUUAUAAUUUAUUAGCUUUUCGUUUCCGACAAAUUCACAAGGCUCCAGAAAUGAAUUUUGCAAGUGUUUGAAGGCUCCAAUAAGAAGUCUUUCCAACUAGGAGUUAACAACAUAUAUAGUCUUCUAAAAAUAAUCAAUCGUGCAUUCUACAAUUAUAGGUAGAGAAUAUUCUGCAAGAAAUCGAGUUUUUCAUCUCAAUUGGCAGAUGAACUUGUAGUUGCACGGAUUCAGCUACAAAUUGUACUGCAAUUAUGUCAACUUUCGUCCUCUCUCCAAUUUAUUUGCUCCUGACACAAUUUCACUGAGAGAUCCUAUGCCCGAAAAAUGUCUUUUUUCCUUUUUUAGAAGUGCUUGCACUUUUUCGGCUUUGCCCAGGAAACGAUCAAAAAAAAAGAAUCCUAUCAGCUGUACCUCGAAUGAAGUACAACGCCGUGGGCGAGAUAACAGCCACCCAUAGCGCCGAGUACCAGCCAGUGCCGCCUCGCCAGCCUCUCCCUCGUUUUCGGAGUUCCUCAUUUCGCCUUUUUCUUUUGCUCGACCUCUGUUUUUGUCCCAAUCACUGCUCUCAGACUGAUUGAAGUUAUCUGUUUCGCAGAUCUACUGAGCCUUCUGUUCAGUUUCAGUCGGAUGAGCUUUUCAUUCUCUUUUCAAGCUGGUUUCCCGCUGGAAAUGUUCUCAGAAAAGUACGUCGUCUUUUUGAGCAUUUGUGAUGUUUUCGCGACAGAAUGGCUGGGAUUCUUGUUCAAAAAUGGUUUCAGUUUUAUUUUAAACGAGAUUGUACCCAUUUCCAAAAGGCAAACAGAAAUUUUCAUUAAUAUUCAUCAAAGAAUACAAGUUAUAAAACAGCCAAAAUUGAGCUCUGACGCUUUUUGGAUUGAUCUGUACAAGUUUAAAUGUAUUGUUCAAUUUUACCCUUACCGUUUUGGACCCAAUUUUCAAAAUUCUCCACUUAGCGGGUAGCUUAGAAGGAAGAUAAUUUUUCAUUUUCUUCAAAAGUUUUCGUCUCCAACGUAGCCAAAAAGCUUCUGAGCCUCGAAACUUUUGCGAUUUGACGAUUCUCUCAGAAAUCUACUCUUGAAUAAUUCUAAACCUUGAUAACCUACAUUUUCUCUGUUAAAAGUUAAGAAUCUUCAAACUUCAAGUUCGAACGGACAAAUGUCGGCGGUUCAAACGACGCAACGGUGACGUAACACCGGAUAUAUGCAACUUGGCGCGGCUUCCUUUUUCUUCGCGGCAUUUUUCAUCUUCAAACUUUUGAAACGCCGAAACGCGUACAGUGUGUGAUCUCGCCUACGUCUGACUGCUGCAAUUUUCCUCCUAGAAUUAUUGUCUUUUUUUGAUAUAUUUUUAUCACUCUAAUAUCAAGUUUCUCAUUCUCUUGUGAUGCUCUCAAAAGAUUUUGAUAGCCUCAUUCUCAAGAAAAGUCGAUUUUUUCCGGAAAAGUGGAUUCUUUGGAGCUCUCAAACUUCGAUGAUUACAUUUUGGAAGACGGUAACAAUUCAAAAAGAAUCCUUCUGAAAUAUGUUCAAAAUAGGAUGGUAAUUGUGAGGAUGGCUUUUUUCAAAUAAGAUAGUAACUAUUAUUUCAGCAAUAAACGUCGCGAGCCAAAAAAAACGUACAGUAACCUUGUUUUUCGGGUGUUAAAAGUCGCACUUUUCAAACUGACAGUUGACAUCGCGCAUGGCUGAGUAGGCCGGUGGUUAUCUGGAAAAUGCGGUCAUUAACCCUCGGCAUUUGCUCUACCGUACAGCCUUCGAACGCGUAAACUACUGACAAAGAGAAUCUGCGGCCUCUUUUUUUCACGCAGCGUGCAAGUCCACGGCACUGUUCGCAUCGCACCUGACACUUUUUCUUAUGUCUUUGUGUCUUCUUUUUUUAUUUCCGCCGAUCUAAACAAAUUUUCAAAUCUUGUUCUCGUUUCUCCGUAUUCGUGGCCUUUUUGAGUUCAUUUGAUCAAGUUGUAGAGCAGUCCAAUAAAAAGUUUCGUUUGGGGAUAGUUACACAUUCCUACAGUAAGCCCAUACUGAUUAGUUUUUCAUUUUUUGUUGUGCGAAAUCAUUUCACAGUUCGUUUUUUAAAAAGCUCCUAACAGUGAAAAUCUCAUUAUUUAUGAUUUCAGCUUGCUCUCGAAAGCUUUGGGUCAAAGUUCGAAAUCUGUGGAGAAAUUUGAGAAUUGAGAAUCUUUUCAUCCAACUCAUUUUUCUCCCUUUCUUUUUCGAGCUAGUCUGUCUCUAAUUAUUGAAAAUUUUGGUGCACCAAAGUGAAAACUUUAAGAAGCUAUUAAAUUUCUUCCAAUUCAUAAUUCUCUUCUUAAACUUCCUUUUUUUCUGCAAGUUUAUCUUUUGGAGUCGUCCUAAUUACAUGAAAAUUUUGAGCCUAGCUGACUUUAGGACAAUAUACUUUCAACAAAAAACUGUACAAUUUCAGCUUCGGCGUACUUGACGAAGACCUGCCGCUGAACAACAACUACCAGCAUCCUCCACAAAUGCGUCAGCUUCAAAAUGUUGUGCCUGACCCACAACAUAACACCAGCAACGGAAUGUACCGGGUUUGUUUUGAUAGUAUACAGAGAGACGAAAAACUAUAAUGAGGCGUUGAAAUAGAAAUCUGAUGUUUUCAGCUGGUGAGCAGUCGAUUGCCGGACACUCCGCCGAUCACCGACGUUUCGCGCAAUGGAUCUUCGGCUUCACCAUCGACUAACUCUGAUCCUCCGUACUCGCCGGACAACUUCAAUGCUUACUCCAGUACGUUCUUCUUCGAAAUACAUAUUUUCCAAAAAGAACUGCAAAACUAUCUCAAGUUCUGAUGACAGAAAGGGCUACAAAAAUCUCUUACUGCCCGAUUCCCAAGAAAAAAGAAGUACUCAAUGAAACAAAACUGAUAAUAGCUGCGUGAAACUUUUCGGAACGGUGGUUUGGUUUGCGGUGUGGUUCGUUCCAAGGCAAGGUGGACAUCUUCUUUGCGCCGCGCAAUAUGACCUUCACACAGUUUUAUCCCCAUCAGGCUAAAACACGCUAACAGCCCUGCGCGAUCUACUUUCUUUUUUUUUUCUCCGUCUGUCACUCCCCCAAUUGUGUCAGUCUGGCCAGGUUCGGUGGGUUGUCCAGUCCGGUCGAGACUUUGAACUUAUUCCUGACCUUCUUCUCAUUCUUUACAUCUAUCAAGCAGGUAUUCAUUCCAGAGAUGACUUGAGGUUGAAAAAAUAUCUGAGCACCAAGUAGGAUUGCGCUUCAUGAAGACGUUGCAAACGAAAUUCUAUAACUUCCUCGGUUUUUCUCUCUGUUCUGCAGGUUUCCAAGUCCCUGUGCGAAUUUUUUUUCAAUAAGCUUUCAAUAUUCAUCAAUGUUUGAAGGCUUUAAAUUAGUUUUCAAUAUACUCAUUAGGUUACUUGAUCUUUUCAAACAUUGGAGCAUCCUCAUAACCUUCAAGGAAAAGUUCCCGCCUUUCAUUUUGCAAAGUUUAAUAUCUUCAGGUUUUGCUACUAGGUAUAUUCCGCCAUGUCAAAAAUCCAGCCUUGGCUUCAGACCUCACUGAAAAAAAUCCUUUUUUGCUUUUGCUCAACAAGCAGUUACGAUAAAAAAAGUUCAGAAAAAAAAAUAUUUAAAUUGGCUAGUAAAUUUGUUCCGAUUCUUCUCCGGGUGCUCUGAAGUAUCUAAAUAGAAUUUCCUGUAAUUUUUCAAUUUUUGCAAGAUUUCAUAUAAUCGAACUAAUAGCAUGAUGAAUUCUAGUGAAAAGCAUAUUUUCAAUAGUUUAUCCUUUUUUUGCGUUCUCUCAUUCAUUUCUAGAAAGUAAAAAAACUUUGGCUAGUUCGUUGACUACAGUACACUGAGCAUAGAGGGCAGAGAAUUGAAUUGAUGAGAAAUUCAGUGGCAAAGUGCGUUUGUCGUCGUCGACGACUGUCCUUUGUUUCACAGUGGAGCGAUGCUCUGGCCGGCAACCUUACGCAACAAAUCCGGUGCCUUGACUGACGGGAUGAAAGCGCAGGCGCGUACCUUCCACGGAGCGUCACCAGCGAUCCCACGACUUUCCGCUGACCCCUUCUGCUUUGUGCAGGAACAGUACGAUUUGUACGGACACGGCCCUCAUUUCCAUUCCUUCUUCUGAAAUUCUCAUCAAAAGUUUCUCUCGUUCCGUUCUCACUUGUCGUCUACUUUUGAUCUAUGGAUCGAGGAGCUACUUCUAUACUCAAAAUGCGUAAGGAGUUACUUAUUCUUUAAGAAAAUGCUUCAUGUGAGAUGCGUCUUUUUGCGAAAGAAAAGCACUGUCAUGUCUACCCUUUGAAUGAAACUGAACAUCUGGCGUCGCUUGGUAAUCAUUUCGUCAACCAACUUGAUUGACUAUGCAAUUCUGUCGAAUGAAUAAAUUAAAAUUUGUUGCGAAACGGCGGUUUUCCUUGGUCAUUAUUCUAUGAGGGGGUUUCAUUUCUCCAGGAUCUAUUCAGCUUCAAAGGGUCUUCUGGCCAAGUUUAAAAUGGGGUUUCUUGUCAGCUUCUAAGGAAAUUAUGAUAUACUUGGAAACUAACAAAAUCAUUUUCUCUCAAAAAAAGUUCAUUUACACUCCAAUUUUUUUUAAUUAAACAGAGUAUUUUCUGCCACUUGAGAAUCGCCGAAAAAAUGUCAAAAAAAUAUAUAGUUUUUCCUAAGAUUUCGAAAGGAAAGUUCUAAUAGUCAUAGAGUUUUCUCGAAAUUUGCAAGCUCAACAAAAAUAACCUUCCCAGUAAAAAACAACCAAUUUGAUCUUUUUCAUGGACAAAAGGAUUUUUUCGCUCUCAAAAAAAAACUGGAUACUUUUGGAUGAGUCUUUCAAAAUCUUCAGAUACCCAUCUUCUGAACUGUUUUAAAUGUCUCCAAAUGUCCUAACUAGGAUAAAUUGCGCAGAAAAAAGUUGCGUCAGUGGUUCCAUUGUUCCGCGGAAGGGGAGAGCAAAGUGUUUUAUGCUAAGCGUCAGCGCUUUCAAAAGGGAAAGUUUGGCCAGUUCUUGUACCUGGCACUGUCACUGUGUUGCAAGACCAAACUGAAGUCUGAAACUUUUUUAGAAUCUCAAUGUUUUCACUUCCAGUAAUCAACGGCAACGCGGUGAACAACAACGGCUUGAUUCUGGGAGUUCACGAUCUGCACCAGAACCUGAUGCAGCAGGAGUUCAUGGGUCAGCUACAGCAGCCGCCGGCUCAGCCUCAACGGACCAACCACAACCAAAUCAACUCGCCACAGAGGGCCGCUUGUUUCAUGUCUUCCUACCAGGCCAGCCAGCAGAACACUCCGCAGAGCAUGACUCAGGUAACCUUUUCCCUCAUUCCUGUGCUCUGAAAUAUUUUGAAAACUAUCUCAAAAUUCAAAUUUUCGCAUAAAAGUAAUAAAAAAUACCUUUUGAAAAAAAGAGAUUUUCGGAAUAGAUUUUAAAUGGUUCACUGCUUUACAUAGUUUCAUUUUUAUAUUGUUCACCUGUUAUUUUUAAAAUCUUUUCUCAACUUUUUUCCAUCUUUAUUUUCGACUCUAAAAAUUGUCCAGAUAACUGUUCACAAGAGAGGAAAUGUCCCUUAAAAAUUUUUUUAUUUCCUAAAGUUGGUCAAAAAUUUUAGGUUAGAUAAGAGGAUCAAACAUUUUGAGCUAUACGAUUUCUCAUUUUUCGAGUAAAAGAAAAUUUCUUCAUGCAUUAUGAUCUAGGAAGAGAUUUUUGAACUUUGCGAUUCGAUAAUUUCGAAUUUUUUUUAAUGAAUCGCUGAAUUUUGACAAGUUCUGAUGUAGAUAAUUUCUGAAAGAUACGACGCUCCAAGGAAAAAAAAGCUACAAUUUUUUUGCAACAUUGGGGCUCCUUUUUAUUUUCUUUUACGAAAAUAAACAUUACACUCGAUGCUUCGAGAGUUUUUCGUAAUGUUACGAAGCUGUACGGUGUAAUUGUUUUCUAACCACAAAUUCGAUGACUUAUCGGACAAGAUGGGGCGACUGAUUUUAUCAGAAAACCAUUAGAGCAGCCGUUACCGUUCCUUCUGCUCUCACCUUCCACUUCAUUUCAUUCUAUUUCAGACGUCGCCGCAACAAAGUGCCCGUUCGGAAAACUACUCCAUCAGCCAGUACAACGCACAACACAUGGACACUCUGUACAGUAUGCUGAGCGCCUCGAGCGAAGGCAGCAUUCACAGCCAAAACAGCGAGGCUCCGCAGAACCGCAAGCGGCCUCGCAUUGAGUCGCAGAUUGAGCCGCCCAAGUUCAUGCCGGCGGUCAGCGCCAAUCCCAUGGCUUCCAGUCCUGUCGAAGGAACUUAUCAGGAUGAUGAGUUCAGUCAUCAGGUGAGACUUGUGAAAAAAAAAUUCAUUUUUGUAGAGGUUUUAAUGCGGUUCAUAUGGUUCUUUUCAAACACUGAAAAUUUUCCAGUUCAGUAGAAACUAAAAAGAUAAAAGAUGGAAGAACAAUUUUUUGUAAAUGUAAUAAUUAUUGAAAACUUGAAAAAAUAAUAUUAGAAGUUUUGAAGUUUGCGCAAGGAGCGGCUAAAAGGAUAACGAAUAAAACAACUUUUUUUCAAAACGCAAAAUGAUGUACCUUCGUAAAACUUUGACAAAAACGCAAAAACUCCACGAUGGAGAGUUUUCAUUUACAAAUUCCAUUUAUCGAUAGUUUUCUAUCUUCAUUAACAUGAAGCUUUUCAAUUUCAUUUUUCAUGUUAAAAAGCGCAUUCUCAAUUCAAAAUAAGUCAUCCCCUUAUUUUCAGGUCAUCAAGUUCACCAAGUUCCAAGAAGACCAAUGGAACGGACUUUAUGACACGAACGGAAGAGAACUGAAGCAGUUACAAGUUCAUGUCGUUGCAGACAAAGGCUUCAACCACUCGAGCAUCGACAAUUGUUUUGUUAAUCAAAAGAAGAAUCAUUUCCAGGUCAGUCAAAAAAAAGAAUAAUUUGUGAAUCAAGCUAAAUUUUCAGAUCUCAGUUCACGUCGAAGCCUGCGACAACAUGCCCCCAAAGAACGUUCGUUUCAACGGCGCUCUUGUUCCGAUUCACGAGUUCAAGCUAUCAUUUUGCGGAGUGAAGGCUGAGGUUUUCAUUAAUGAGCUACUCAGCUUCAAAGCGUUUUUAUUUCCAGAUGCCAACUUCGGAAAUUUGCAUCAAGCAGUCACGAACCGACCGCAAGCCGCACCCACACAAUCCUGUACCUUUCGAGAUCCAGGAACGCAGAAUGACCAAAGUAACGGUCCCGCGGCUCCACUUUUCCGAAACGACGCUCAACAACCAGCGGAAGAACUAUCGGCCCAAUCCUGACCAGAAGUAUUUCCUUCUGGUGGUUCGUCUUCUUGCCUGCGUCGGCGAUGAUACUACCAUUCUCAUCCAGUCUUAUGCUUCUGAAAAAGUCAUCGUUCGAGUGAGUUUUCAUUAA